CGCCUCCUCCCACUUUUUGUGCUAGCAAAGAUCACAAUCACAAGUCGAUCGCCUGCUGCAAAUUUGAGAAGGGGGCCAAUCCACUCUGCUUGUCACAGCCACCUACCCCGACCACCACCCACACGCGGACGCCUUCCGGGAUGCAGUGGGCCGUGGGCCGGCGGUGGGUGUGGGCCGCGCUGCUCCUGGCUGCCGCUGCUGUGCUGGCCCAGGUGGUCUGGCUCUGGCUGGGCACGCAAAGCUUCGUCUUCCAGCACGAAGAGAUCGCGCAGCUGGCCCGGCAGUAUGCGGGGUUGGACCACGAGCUGGCGUUCUCUCGGCUGAUCGUGGAAUUACGGCGGCUGCACCCAGGCCACGUGCUGCCCGACGAGGAGCUGCAGUGGGUGUUUGUGAACGCGGGCGGCUGGAUGGGCGCCAUGUGCCUUCUGCACGCCUCGCUGUCCGAGUACGUGCUGCUCUUCGGCACCGCCCUGGGCUCUGGCGGCCACUCGGGGCGCUACUGGGCUGAGAUUUCCGACACCAUCAUCUCUGGCACCUUCCACCAGUGGAGAGAGGGCACUACCAAAAGUGAGGUCUUCUACCCAGGGGAGACCGUGGUCCACGGGCCUGGUGAGGCAACAGCUGUGGAAUGGGGGCCAAAUACAUGGAUGGUGGAGUAUGGUCGGGGUGUCAUCCCAUCUACCUUGGCCUUCGCACUGGCUGACACAAUCUUCAGCACCCAGGACUUCCUCACGCUCUUCUAUACUCUUCGCGCCUAUGCCCGGGGCCUCCGGCUUGAGCUCACCACCUACCUCUUUGGCCAGGACCCCUGACCAGCCAGGCCUGAACGAGGACCUGUGGAUGGACAGGAGCAGGCAGGCCUGCAUACAUCCACUUUCUGGAGCCCAUGUGAAAAGACAGGGACACAACAUGCAACUACUAAGUUCCUGAUGUACGAGCAGGGACACACAUGCUUAUGUAACCAAAUACAGAGACUCGUGGGAACAUAUGGGACAUACAUGCAGAUACAAUCCCAUGUGUACGGCAGCAUCAUACGUUCACAACCAUCCAGAGAGGGAACCCCACAUGUACCAAGGGGCCAGUCAUAUUCGGACAUACCACAAGCUUGAAUCACUAACUCAAGCCUUUUCCAGAGCUUUCCUGCCACCAGUCAAGGCUCUGGAGUUGGUGAUGGGUGUAGGUAUUAUACUCUGUCUGGGCCUGACCCUUCAACCCAACAGCAGCUGAGGUGGGAGGGAGAUGAAGGGUUGCCUGUGGAGGCCCCCCUCAUCUCCCCAUCCUCACCAUAUGCCUUACCUCAUUCUGUUCCCCUUACUAUGCAAGUGCUCUCAUGGCCUGUCCCCACUCUUAGCAACUAAGUCAGCUGGGAGAACUGUAAGAAUGGAGAAUGCUGAGGUCAGGGUCCUUCUAUCCUGAAAGACCCCAUGCCUUUCCCCAUUCGUCCCUUAGGAGUGUGACUGGGGGAGGCUGGCCUCAGCUCAGGGCCCACUGCUGGGCAGAGGACCUAGAGAAGUUAGCCUAGGUCCAGGGGGCCAUCCCUGGCCUACAAAGGCCUUUUCUGCACACGUACACCCUCAUCACAGCUUCCACAUACUGCCCUUGAUGUCUGUCCACCUGUCUCUGUUAAUAAAGACUUGUUGAACAGUCA
This is a messenger RNA of Neofelis nebulosa (Clouded leopard), 1648 nucleotides long. RefSeq names its product sigma non-opioid intracellular receptor 1 (gene SIGMAR1). Lineage: Eukaryota; Metazoa; Chordata; Mammalia; Carnivora; Felidae. The record is from RefSeq and is a predicted model, not a curated record. The coding region runs from base 141 to 812 and encodes 223 amino acids. The transcript has 5 exons. Gene Ontology annotation, cellular component: endoplasmic reticulum.